AUGAAUAUGUUGGAUGAUGAAGAUGACCAAAGCUUUCACGCUACGCGUGACGGCUACUCCCAUUUGAGCGAUGUCGAAUGGGAUGCAGUUGAACGGAUGGGUUCAACCAUGGGCAUCCAUGCUGUUAGCGUCAUGCAAGAGGCUCUCAAUAGAGAUGCCCAACAUGCUACUAUCGCCAAGUUCAUUCAAAAUGAACUUGACGCAGAACGCGAGAAAGUAGCCUUGCUUCACCAACAAGGUUCUCAACAAGCAGAGUUGUUGAGAGAACAGGGUGAUCAACAGUUUGAACUGUUGAGACAGCAGCAGGCUGCUGCUGGUGGGUCGAUGCACUCGCGUCGACCCGAAACCUUGAAGAUUGACAUCUCCAAGUAUAGGGGAGUCGAAGAGGACUCCCUCUUGAGAUGGUUCGUCGAAUUUGAUGACGCCAUAAGGGCGCGUCGCAUCGACGAUGGGGACAUGCAAGUUGCAUUUGCCUAA
Messenger RNA from Peronospora matthiolae, 477 nucleotides. Lineage: Eukaryota; Oomycota; Peronosporomycetes; Peronosporales; Peronosporaceae. The record is from the annotation of a GenBank genome assembly.